Molecule: messenger RNA, 153 nt
Organism: Phytophthora sojae
Lineage: Eukaryota; Oomycota; Peronosporomycetes; Peronosporales; Peronosporaceae
Exons: 1
Biological process (GO): DNA integration; DNA recombination
Molecular function (GO): DNA binding
Source: RefSeq, a predicted model, not a curated record
AUCAAGGCUGCAGCUACGAAUCUGGGCCUGAAUCCAAACGAUUACUCGACGCACUCUCUUCGGAUUGGUGGGGCAUGUGCUCUAUUGGCUGCCGGGAAAAGCGCGUUAGUCAUUAGUCGGAUGGGACGUUGGGCAAGUUGGUGCUUUACGGUC